This is a messenger RNA of Strigops habroptila (Kakapo), 1579 nucleotides long. It is a transcript of the gene AGMAT, whose product is annotated as agmatinase. The transcript has 7 exons. The record is from RefSeq and is a predicted model, not a curated record. Gene Ontology annotation, molecular function: agmatinase activity; metal ion binding. The coding region runs from base 92 to 1213 and encodes 373 amino acids. Lineage: Eukaryota; Metazoa; Chordata; Aves; Psittaciformes; Psittacidae.
GGCACCAGGGAAGAGGCUGAAGCUCUGCCCGCUGGUGCCACUCGCGCGGGGCAGACCAGGCUCCGCGGUGCUCCCUGCUCUGCUCCGCUCCAUGUGGGGCAGAGGCUCUUGCCCGUGGGGCAGGAUGAGGCGCCUGCUCCGGGCUGGCUGCAGCCACCUCCUGCCCUGGGCGGCCGCUCAGGAGCUGCCUGUGACCGCUGCAGUGGCCUCCUCUGGCUCCUCACCCGCUGUGUCCAUGGGGCUCCCCCGGCACCCGGCCCGUUGGGGCUCAAGCUUCAACGUGCCCCCAAGCGCUGAGGCCGUGGCCCGGCCCGUGGGGAUCUGCUCCAUGAUGAAACUGCCUGUCCAGGCGUCGGCAGCGGGGCUGGAUGCGGCCUUUGUGGGCGUCCCGCUGGACACGGGCACGUCCAACCGCCCGGGAGCCAGGUUCGGCCCAAGGCAGAUCCGGGCUGAGUCGUCGCUGCUGCGGAGGUUCAAUGGCAGCACCGGGGCUGCCCCGUUCGACUCCCUGCACGUGGCGGACAUCGGGGACGUGAACGUGAACCCCUACAACCUGCCCGAGAGCUGCCGCCUCAUCCGUGGGUCCUACCAGCACAUCGUGGGCUCCGGCUGCGUGCCCCUCACCCUGGGUGGGGAUCACACCAUUACAUACCCCAUCCUGCAGGCCAUGGCAGAAAGGCACGGUCCCGUGGGGCUGGUGCACGUGGAUGCUCACACCGACACCGCAGACAGAGCCCUGGGGGAGAGGAUCUACCACGGGACUCCGUUCCGGCGCUGUGUGGAGGAAGGGCUGUUGGACUGUGGGCGCGUGAUCCAGAUCGGCAUCCGGGGCUCCUCCUAUGAUCCCGAUCCUUACAAGUACUGCCGGGAACAGGGGUUCAGGGUGGUCCCGGCUGAGGAGUGCUGGAUGAGGUCCCUGGCGCCGCUGAUGGCGGAGGUGCGGCAGCAGAUGCGGGACCGGCCGGUCUACAUCAGCUUCGACAUCGACGGGCUGGACCCCGCGUACGCGCCGGGCACCGGGACGCCGGAGGUGGCCGGGCUCACGCCGGCGCAGGCUUUGGAGAUCAUUCGUGGCUGCAGAGGCCUGAACAUAGUGGGUUGUGACCUUGUCGAAGUCGCACCCAUGUACGACGUCUCCGGUAACACAGCCCUGCUGGGGGCAAAUCUGCUCUUUGAGAUGCUCUGUGUUCUCCCUGGGGUGAAGACGAUGUGAGGGCAGCUCCCGCCUGCCCCAGCGGCAGGGUUUGCUCAGCCGAGGCUUCGUGGUUGCAGCCAAGUUUUGCAAUAAGGAAUAAACACCAUUUACCACUAGAAAAGGUAAAGCUGAAGCGGAGUUAUCACUGGUAAAAAGCUUCUCUCACUAAGGUGCAGCAGUGGGAGGAUGAAUGUAGAGGAAGGGAAGGCACAAGUGCGGCUUUGGGGCUCAUUUGUGGGGAUAAGGGAAUCUCUGGCUGCAUUUCUUGCUGAGAAUAACCGGGAAUCGCCCACACCAGGGGAGGUUAAAGUGCUCCUGGGAUCUGUUUGUCCACGGAAACACAAGAGCCACCUCAUCACACAUUAAAAUAGUUUAUUUUGGUUG